Messenger RNA from Emericellopsis cladophorae, 1716 nucleotides. RefSeq lists its product as uncharacterized. The transcript is spliced from 4 exons. The record is from RefSeq and is a predicted model, not a curated record. Gene Ontology annotation, biological process: transmembrane transport. Bases 1 to 1716 code for a protein of 571 amino acids. Gene Ontology annotation, molecular function: transmembrane transporter activity. NCBI's taxonomy places the organism in Eukaryota, Fungi, Ascomycota, Sordariomycetes, Hypocreales, Bionectriaceae.
AUGCUCACCCGCUCCCUGUCGCGGAUGACGUCCAAGUCGUCGCUCUGGCGAUCCUGGACGUCGAACCCGGUCGCGGACUACGAGAACACCAUGGACAAGUAUCCCUGGCUGGCCAAAGACGCGACCCAACCGAGUGACUGCCACAAUCACACUUGCAUGCGGAGGACCGGACAGAUAUCGGCGUGGGAGCUCGACAUGGACUCGCUGCUGCAGACGCCGGAGGAAUCUCUGUACGGGCACGAGCAAAGGCAGCCGUACGAGCCGUCCGUUUCGUCGUCCGCCAGCGUGGCGUCGCAGGCGGCCGUGCUGGAGGACCCUAAUCUUGUCACAUGGACGGGCCCCGACGACCCCAUGAACCCGCACAACUGGCCCCGGUCGCGCAAGUGGUCCUCGACCCUCCUCGUGUCGUGCUUCACCUUCAUCUCCCCCAUCGCGUCGACCAUGCUUGCGCCCGCGCUGCCGACCAUGGCCGACGAGCUCGACACGUCCUCCGGCCUGGAGACGUACCUCCUCAUGUCCAUCUUCCUGCUGGCGUAUGCCGUGGGGCCCUUUGUCCUGGCGCCCCUGUCGGAGAUGUACGGCCGCGUCGUCGUCCUGCAGUCGGCCAACCUGGUGUUCCUGCUCUUCAACACGGUCUGCGGGUUCGCCACGACCAAGCAGCAGAUGCUCGCCUUUCGGUUCCUCAGUGGUCUGGGCGGUGCUGCCCCCCAAGCGCUGGGCGGCGGCGUGCUGAGCGACUGCUGGAAGGCCGAGGAGCGCGGGCGCGCCACCGCCGUGUACAGCCUGGCCCCCUUUCUCGGCCCAGCCAUCGGCCCUGUGGCGGCCGGCUACCUCGUCCAGCACGCAUCGUGGCGCUGGAUCUUCUGGACCGUGUCCAUUGCCGACGCGCUCGUGCAGGUCCUCGCCUUGCUCUUCCUGCCCGAGACGUACCGCCCCAAGAUCCUCGCCGUCAAGGCGCGCCGGCUGCGCAGGGCGACGGGCAACCCGGACCUGCACACCGAGUUUGACCGUCCGGACCGGUCGUUUGCGCGGCUCCUGGGCCAGAGCCUGGCGCGACCGCUCAUCAUGCUGGCGACGCAGCCGACGAUCCAGCUCACGGGGUUGUACCGGGCGUACCUGUACGGCCUGAUGUAUCUGGUCCUCGCCUCGUUCCCCAUGGUCUGGGAGCAGCAGUAUGGCCAGGCCCCCGGCCGCGCCAGCCUCAACUACCUCUCACUCGGCGUGGGCUUCGUCGUCGGGCUGCAGGUCUCGGGUCCCCUGAUCGACCGGGUGUACCGCGCGCUCAAGGCCAAGCACAACCACCCGGGCCGCCCCGAGUUCCGCGUGCCUCUCAUGUUCCCGACGGCCAUCAUCGCCCCGGGCGGGCUGCUCCUCUACGGCCUCGCGGCGCACCACCAGACACACUGGAUCGUGCCCAACAUCGGGGCGGCCCUCUUCGCGCUGGGCCUGAUCCUGUCCUUUCAGUGCGCGCAGACGUACGUCGUCGACGCGUACGAGACGUAUGCGGCGAGUGCGACGGGCGCGGCGGCCUUUAUCCGGACCAUGGCCGGCUUUGGCUUCCCGCUGUUCGCGCCGGGCCUGUACGACGCGCUGGGCAUCGCGAGGGGCAACGCGCUGCUGGCGGGCGUCGCGGCCCUCAUCUGCGUGCUCGCGCCGGCCGUCCUGUGGCGAUACGGCGAGCGGAUCAGGGGCAGGAGCCAGUUCUGCGCUGGGUGA